UACACAGGAGUCCGCAGCCGGCGUAGGUUCAGUUAGCAGCAGUACGCACAGCGAGAAGUACGACCAUGGCUGAUAUCUCGAACGAAGAACUUCGCAAGGAGAUCACCGCCAUCCUUAAGGAUGCCGACCUCACCACAAUGUCUGCUAAAAAAGUCAGGCUACAAAUUGAGGGCAAAUUGGACAUAGAUCUCACAGAAAGGAAGAAAGAAGUAGAUAGCCUAGUCAUGGAGUGUUUACAAGAGAAACAUGAAGGAGCAAAGAAAAAGAAGAAGACUGCUAGUGAAGAGUCCGAGGAUGGAGAAGAAGAGGAGGAAGGUUCCGAGGAAGAGGAGGAGGAAGAAGAGAAGAAACCAGCUAAAAGAAGUCCUGCAAAAAAGCCCAUAAGCAAGCGUAAGAAGGGAUCAUCCGACGACGAAGAGAGUGCCAGCGAUGAUGAUGCGAGCGAUGAGGAAUACAGUCCAAAGAAACCGAAAGCUACGCCCAAGAAGGGUAAGCCUGGCAAGAAAGGAAAGAAGAAGGGCAGCGACAGCGAUAGUGACGAAGAUUGGGGCAAGAACAAGAAAGCUCAAGGAGGUGGUGGUGGAAAGAAAGGUGGUGGUGGUGGUACAGGUAAGGGUGGCUACACUCGUGCCAUUACACUAUCUCCAGAACUCGCUGCUGUAGUUGGCGCUGAGCAAAUGGCACGACAUGAGGUCGUUAAGAAGAUUUGGAGCAUUAUUAAAGAAAGAGACCUAUAUGAUCCCAAGAACAAGCAGUUCGCAAUUUGCGACGAUGAACUGUUGACAGUAAUUGGCGUAAAACGUUUCAGAACUUUCGGUAUGAUGAAAUACCUCAAAAAUCACUUUGUAGAUUAAAUCAUCCCUGAGCCACAAUCUCCGACAGGUUAUAAAAAAAACAUUGUAUAACAUAUUCCAAGAUGCAAAUCGCAUCUCUCCAUCUUUCUCACACGAAACAUACAUAAAAAUACAUAUACAUACGAACACACAGAACAUAUUGCGACUUAAGACUUUAGCCAUGUUUACACCGUUUUCGAUUCACUCUGUUUUCCAUGGUAGUCUCUUCUUCUCACGAAACAUUCACAAUGUAGCAUCUUAAGUUAUGGGCAUUAUUUUAAAGAAAGGAAAAAAUAAAACGAAAUCACGGCGCCGUGUAACAUUACUGAAGGUGGCCGUAGAACAAUCUAAUGCAAAUGAUGACCCACGAAAUAAGAAGAAUUCGGGUGAAAUUUGGUUACAACGCCGGGUGAAAAACGGAGAAGUGACGUACCAUGGACAGUCGGAUGAUUAUUUGAAAUGUGGAAAACAUUGAAGUGGCUGAUAGUCAGUAAGCUGGUUUUAAGUCUAUGUUCAGGAUUAAUAUUUUAUCGUUUGUUUGGCGGCUCUCGUGAGCCGCCCAUUCCCGCCAAGCGUGAAAAUACAGUGUGCCGCCCGUGGCAGCGAAAUCGAAGCAGUAAAUAUGCUCUGAAUUAUUUUUUAAGACGGUCAUUUUCAAUUUUUAUUCCGUGACAUUUCGUUUGAACGAGCGAUCGGAGAGCUGUUAAAUGAACCGUUAAUCGAACAUUUCCGAAGACUAUAAAAUGCAUUUUUGGUUGAAGACCAAAUUAUCGUUUGGAUUCUCUGCACCGCUGCCGCCAAUGAAACACGAUAUUUUCAUUCGUUUUGUUUUUAAAAUAUGGAUUGUAUAUUUCGACAAUGGACAUGUAACACAGAGAGAACGAAAAAAAAGAAGAAAUAGGGCAAGUGAUUUUGUCAACCAACGAGAGAGUGAAUAAAAGUAGAAAGGCAAAAACGUGCGGUAAAAAAAAAAUACAGAGAAAACAACGCAAUGCGAAAAGAAAGAAAUCAAUAUUCUGUACCUCUUCUGUAUAAUAGCUACAUUAUACAAUGAAAUUAUUACUAAGCGAAAUUUAAUUGUAUUAUCGUGUAAUUACUAAUUAUUGUCGUAAUAUAGGUUUCUUGGUGUAAAAAAAUUGACCUAACUCUUAAGAUGUAAUGGUAAAAGCGAUAUAUUCAGUGGAAGGUACGAUGUAUGCAUAUUAAAAAAAAAAGAAAAAGGAAAAGUCACAGUAUGUGCAGCAAUUGCGCAACGUUGAAGUGUAGAAAAUAAGAUAGGCUCAUAUGGCGCGAGGUACGGAAUUGAUACUGGCCGCAGACACCCUUACGUAAAACUAAAGGAAAGAAAGAGAAAAAAAAACAAAUUCGUGCGUUUUUGAAUCGAAAUUGAAACUAGUGCUGGCCUAACUUGACUCGAGAGAAAGCCAUGAAGAGACAAGAUCAUUGCAACAAAAAGAAUAACAAGAAAACACUACGAAUAGAAUGAGGAAAGACUACGCGGAGUAUGGGUGAAAAAUAAGACGCACGUUACACACGGAAUGACAUUCUAAUGCAAGUUUGUUUCUUUAAGGAAAAGAUGUGCGGAUUGUGCCCUGAUAUUCCGUGACUGUAUUUGAGAACGUCAUUAAAAGAUAUUGCUUUCAUUUUUUUUAACAAA
Molecule: messenger RNA, 2490 nt
Organism: Megalopta genalis
Lineage: Eukaryota; Metazoa; Arthropoda; Insecta; Hymenoptera; Halictidae
Gene: Non2
Product: upstream activation factor subunit spp27 homolog Non2
Source: RefSeq, a predicted model, not a curated record